Messenger RNA from Salvelinus sp. IW2-2015, 284 nucleotides. It is a transcript of the gene rpl23a, whose product is annotated as ribosomal protein L23a. Gene Ontology annotation, cellular component: cytosolic large ribosomal subunit; ribosome. Gene Ontology annotation, biological process: translation; ribosomal large subunit assembly. The record is from RefSeq and is a predicted model, not a curated record. NCBI's taxonomy places the organism in Eukaryota, Metazoa, Chordata, Actinopteri, Salmoniformes, Salmonidae. Gene Ontology annotation, molecular function: structural constituent of ribosome.
GUCUCGCGAUAUGUGAGUGCCGCUUUCUCGCCCCUGUAUUAUAGCUGUGAAAACCCCAAUCAUUCUUCCUUUCUCAACAUGGCACCAAAGGCGAAGAAGGAAGCUGUCCCUGCCAAGACCGAGGCCAAGGUAAAGGCCCUGAAGGCCAAGAAGGCUGUUCUGAAGGGAGUCCACAGCCAGAGGAAGAAGAAGAUCAGAACCUCCCCGACCUUCCGCCGCCCCAAAACCCUGCGCCUCCGCAGACAACCCAAGUACCCCCGCAAGAGUGCCCCGCGCAGGAACAA